UAAAAAUGAACGGUCGAUCUUUGGACCGUUUUGAUGCAGAAAGUUCGAAGUCCAAGUACAAAGGGCAGUUAACCAUUUUGGAAUAUUCAUGACAUGCAUGAUGUCCAGUUUAGUCUAAAGUCCACUCAAUGGAGACUCUCAUUGUAAAAUAAUCGACAAAAAUAUAAGCGAUAUUACUUGUACAUCAUGACUUAACUGAAAUAUCAAUUUCAAUAAGGCACGUUAAUAUACAUGAAUAAUACACUUGCAUUUUCAUUAUGAUCAUCGGGAUAGCCCACAAACAUUAAAUGUCAUCUGACAGGAACCUGGAAACGAGUUUGAAGUGAAAGAAGGUCAGGUUCAAUUGACUAUGCAGCACAUGUGCGUUAUGGGUAUCAGAUAUAGGCCUAUCUUUCAUUAUGAGUUCAAAUUAACUCCUUGUCGAAUUUACUAAUUGGUGGUAAGUUAUAUCUAUAAUGACGAAUUUCUUUGUUCCAAUGAUCGAUCCAGGAAAUGCGUUACACGUCCUUCAGUCAGGGUCAGGCCCAGGCCUGAUGGUCAGGGUUAUCCAGCACAACGUCAUCAUACAACAGUACUAUAGGGUUUUAGGAUCCAUGAUUUGAUCACUAAUCAUGGAUGUGGAGAUUCAAUCGACAGGCCAAAUAACUCGUAAUUGCCAUAGAAGCAUCGAUAGCGAUGUCGUUCAAGAGGAUGGUGAGGAUAAAAACAUCGUCCAGCUUCAACGCAGUCUCAGCGUCUUCGACGGUAUCAUGAUCAACGUCGGCAUCAUGAUUGGUACUGGAAUCUUCAUAUCGCCCAAGGGGGUAGCUGCCGGGGUAGAGAGCGUCGGGGCCACCCUCUGUGUUUGGGUGGCUGCAGGAGUCAUCGCGCUCCUUGGUGCACUAUGCUACGCCGAGUUGGGCACCACCAUCCCUGCAUCAGGGGGCACUUACACCUACAUUCAAGUUUGUUUCGGAGACUUUGCAGGGUUUAUCAACUUCUGGGCGAAUACCGUUAUUGUUUCGCCAUCAUCGAACGCUGUCGUUGCCUUGAUGUUUUCAAUCUACUGCCUUGAACCUUUCUAUCCGGACCCGGAUUGCCCACCUCCGAAGAUGGCCAUCAAACUCUUUGCAAUCUUGAGCAUUUCGUUCACUAUGUUUCUCAAUUGCUGGAGCGUCAAACUUACGACAGUCUUACAAAAUACUCUGUCUAUAUGUAAACUGAUUCCACUGUGUAUCUUACUCAUUAGUGGCAUUGUGAAAAUUGGUAUGGGGAGCACUGAAAACUUCAAGGAACCCUUUGCGUCCACUGAUGUCAGCGGGAUAGGCACUGCUCUCUAUUCCUCUCUGUUCGGCUACGAUGGUUGGCAGUCAAUCAACGUCGUGACUGAAGAACUUAAGAAUCCCUCAAGGAAUCUUCCACUUUCCUUGAUCAUUUCUAUAUCGAUAACAUCCUUUGUGUACACUCUGACCAACGUUGCUUACUUCACCGCUCUGUCUCCCUCAGGGUUGGUAGCUUCUGACGCUGUAGCCUUCAGCUACGCACAGCUCGUCCUUGGAAAGUUUGCAGUCAUAAUCCCCAUCACGGUCGUCCUGUCAACCCUAGGUUGUCUCAACGGAUCCAUCCUAUCCUCAUCCAGGGAGUUCUUCGUUGGAGCUAGAAGAGGACACCUACCCAGUUUCCUAUCAACAAUUGGGAUUCACCACAAGACACCCAUUCCUAGUGUCAUUCUAAACUCCAUGAUCACAAUAACAUGGUGUUUCGUAGAUAGCGUCUUCACCAUUAUCAACUUCUUUAGCUUUGUCCAGUGGUUCUUCUUCGGAAGUGCAGUCACCGGUCUGAUUUAUCUGAGGAUCAAAGAACCAAAUCGCCCUAGACCUUUCAAGGUCAACAUCUUCUUCCCUGUUACAUUUGUUGUAGUGUGUAUCUGUUUAACAAUCCUAGGAUUCAUCGGGGCACCCAUGGAUUCACUCAUCGCAACUGCGAUCAUCAUAAGCGGUAUUCCCAUAUACUUUGUGCUUGUGCAUCAACCGAGCCCUAGAGGUAAAUGGGCGAAGGGCGUGAAAAGAAGUAUAUUAGUCUUCUUACAGAAACUUUUAUUUGUUUCACCAGAAGAAUGUAAAGAAACAUAACAAUUUUCAUCUAAUUUGAAAUCAAAAUAUUUUCGUCACCCAUCUAUGACCAAACCUCCUACAAAAAUGUAUUUGCCUCACCAGAAGAAUAUAAAGAAACGUAGUAUUUCUAAAUCGAAUUUUAAAUCAUAAUGCUUUCGUCAUCCAUACGUCUCUUAAUGACAGUUGCGAAAUGAAAUAUCAGUCUUCCUACAAAAACUUUAUUGGAUUCACCAGAAGAAUAUAAAGAAACGUAAUUAUUCUUCACAUAAUGAAUUCAGUUUUGUUUCGUCAUCCGCCAAUGAAAUCUGCCCCACAAGUGAAGGUAAAUAAAAUAGUCUGAAGUACGUUCUUCAUAAAGCUACUUAAGUGAAGGCUGAAGAUAAUUAUGAUUUUGUAAUCGACCAAUAACUGCCCAGGAAAUAUUUUGCCAACAUUCACCUCCAUUUGCUGUAUAGCCUAUUAUUGCCUUAUUUCCAACUCGUCUAUUGCCAAUUCAUCCAUUGCCAACUCGUCUACUAGCAUUUGGUCUACAUUCUACAGUUCGUCCACUCACCACAUGGUCUACUCUCAUUUAGUCUAUUUCCGUCUAAUAACCAGUUGGUCCAAUGGCCAU
Messenger RNA from Lytechinus variegatus (green sea urchin), 2706 nucleotides. Its product is annotated as Y+L amino acid transporter 2-like. The record is from RefSeq and is a predicted model, not a curated record. Gene Ontology annotation, biological process: amino acid transmembrane transport. The coding region runs from base 612 to 2111 and encodes 499 amino acids. Lineage: Eukaryota; Metazoa; Echinodermata; Echinoidea; Temnopleuroida; Toxopneustidae. Gene Ontology annotation, molecular function: L-amino acid transmembrane transporter activity. The transcript has a single exon. Gene Ontology annotation, cellular component: membrane.